Molecule: messenger RNA, 3707 nt
Organism: Pangasianodon hypophthalmus (striped catfish)
Lineage: Eukaryota; Metazoa; Chordata; Actinopteri; Siluriformes; Pangasiidae
Gene: mmaa
Product: metabolism of cobalamin associated A
Exons: 7
Coding region: 97-1395 (432 amino acids)
Cellular component (GO): cytoplasm
Molecular function (GO): GTP binding; GTPase activity
Source: RefSeq, a predicted model, not a curated record
CUCAAACCUCUCCUCACUGCCUCCAUCUGCGCACUACAGCGAGAGAGAAAUACACAUUAUCUAGUGCACUUUGAGUCCCGUAGGGCGGGUUUUGGGAUGCGGCUGCUGACUGAGCAACACAGUGAGGUGGUGAAGCGGUUUGCUCGGGUUUUAGUCGCUGUGUCCGGGCCUCUUCGUCACAGUGCCAUGGCUCCAGCUGCCCUCCUCCCAGUGUUAUAUCGUAUCAGGACUCUGAGCUCAGCCACAGCUAAACAUUCCUCCCAGAUCCUUCAAAGGACCAGAGCAGAGAUGCAUCAUGGACCCGUCUGUGUCCUGUCCCACCGGAGGAACGUGUCUACGGAGGAGGCUUUGAGCCACAGUGUUUCGGAUCUGACUGUCAGAGAGAGGACAGUGCUCGAGCGGCUGUAUGACGGACUGAUCAGGGGUCAGAGGUCAUCUCUGGCUGAGUGUAUAACGCUGGUGGAGACGCAGCAUCCUCGGAAGAAGGAGCUGUCCCAGGUGCUGCUGCAGAGGGUGCUGGCGUACCGGCAAGAGCGCGAGAGGAUCGCAGGAGGGAAACCAGUGGCCUUCAGAGUGGGGUUGUCUGGUCCUCCUGGUGCUGGGAAAUCUUCCUUCAUCGAGGUGCUGGGGAAAAUGCUGACAGGAAAAGGCCACAAAGUCUCAGUGUUGGCUGUGGACCCUUCAUCAUGCACUACGGGAGGCUCGCUGAUGGGGGAUAAGACGCGGAUGACAGAGCUCUCGCGAGACAUGAAUGCCUUCAUCCGGCCAUCACCAUCCUCGGGCACGCUCGGUGGGGUAACGAGGACCACCAAUGAGGCUAUAGUCCUGUGUGAGGGAGCAGGCUAUGACAUCGUGCUUGUGGAAACAGUGGGUGUUGGACAGUCUGAAUUUGCUGUGGCAGAUAUGGUGGACCUUUUUGUGUUGCUAAUUCCACCAGCAGGAGGCGAUGAGCUACAGGGAAUAAAGAGAGGUAUCAUUGAGAAAGCUGACCUGGUCGUGGUCACGAAGUCAGACGGUGAUUUGGUCGUUCCAGCCCGCAAGAUUCAAGCCGAGUACACAAGUGCGUUGAAGCUGCUCCGAAAGAAAUCCAAAACCUGGACACCUAAGGUGGUCCGGGUGUCCUCUCAGACAGGGCAGGGUGUGCCCGAGCUCUGGGACGUCAUGCUACAGUAUCGUGAUGCCAAGUUGUCUAGCGGUGAGCUGCAAAUCCGCAGGCGUGAGCAGCAGAAGGUCUGGCUGUGGAGCCUGAUCCAGGAAAAUGCCCUGCGCCAUUUUCAGGAACAUCCAGAGGUGCAGGCAGCGCUGCCCGAGAUGGAGCGCAGGGUGACACAAGGUGACAUCUCUCCCGGACUGGCAGCCGACCUCCUGCUGAGGGCCUUCAGGACCACACAGUAAUACAAAGCCCAUUUCAUAAAGAAGUGAAGAAGUGAUACGUGAGGAAUGAAUCGUGAUUCUGGUUUUAUAGCUUUGAUAUAUGGGUUGGUAUAAUCACUUUGUAGUUUGAGGCUCUCACACCUCUUAUACAUCUGAUUGAAAUCAUGAAGCAGGGGUGAACAAAUCAUCUAGUCCCAUGUUUUGGCCCAGAAACCUAACUGACAACACUAAAAAAGUGGUAGCUAGCGUAAUGUAAUAACAAAUGCAAAAGCUAGUUACUUAGUUAAGUGCACUAAUAUGGACUCAAAUUAGUGUGUAAAUUUCUGCAUAGGAGACAACUCAGUCAUUCUGAUUAUCUUUUGCUUUAAUGAAAGUUUCUAAUGUAGCAUCUCGUUUGUGGAAAAAAAAAAAACCCAGAACGCUGAUGACUGCUAGCCUACUGAACCUACUUGUCUAUCAAGUAACUAUAAAUAAAAAACGAAUAACACAGACAUGUAAUUAUCUUGUCCCGGAUGCUCGGGCUACUGAUUUGUCCACCCUGCUCUGAUAGACUGUGGUGUUAGAGCAGGAACACACUUUGCAACUUUGCAGCUUUACAAUGUGUGUAAAAAUGGAGAUAUUGCUUAGUGAGCUCACUUUUGAAUUGAGUUACUAACUCAAAAUCCAAAUUCAUAUCCUCAACUGAAGAGUGUUUUAUUUAAAGGUUUGUUCCUCCAGUGCUGUAAUGGAGGACACAAUGUAUAUCAUAUUAAUCUCCAAUGUGAACUCAUUGUGAAGACAAAAUGAAUGAGCCAGAAUGUAUUGAUGGAGAAAUUUAAUAUUUACUUUCUGAGAUUGCUUUAUAUACUGUAUCAAACCUGUUAUACUGGUAAAUGUGACACUUGUACUGUUAUAUUAUGUUGGGUUUUAAUGAUUGUUGUAUUUUAAGGACAUGACAAGGGUGAAAAGGGAUAGAAAUAAAUUAAAUAAUUAGUUAAAACGUACUAUAGUUUGAUCCUCUUUGUCCGUGUUUUAAAUACAUGCUAUUCAAAGAGCAUGUUAAAUUAAUUCAUAAUCAUCAAUUAUGUUGAGAUAUUUAUUCAUUUUAGUCUCAAGGGUUUCAUCACAUCACGAGUAUAAACAGACGGGUAAUUGACCUUGUAGAGGUUUUUAUUUUUAAAAAAUCCUAUCUGCUAUCUUUUACAUACUGUGUCUGACUAGUCACUCCAGUUAAUAUAUAAGUACAGUUACACUGGCAGUGCGUGUUUGAAGCUCACAACCAGCAUUAAAGGUGCAGUUUGUCACUUUUACAGCCCUCUACUGCAUGUGAGGUGAAUCGCUGUUUCAUUUCAAACAUCCAUAAACCUUCUCAUCUCCCUUUCCCCCAUUUUGAUCCCACCCUCUCUGUUGAAACUUCACAUGCUUCCUUUUAGGGAAAAGGGGCAGUGCUGAGCUGCUAUGUUCUAGCUGGGGGCGGAGUAUAUUUCUGGGCCAGAAAAAUGUAAACAGAAGCUAUAAGUGGUGGGGAAAAAGCUUCUAGUUCUAUUUCAAAUCAAUAUUUUUUCUAUUAUAUGUGUAGAAAGACUUUAAACAUGCACUUUUGAGCUGAUAUACAUUAUGCUGUUGUGAGAUGUUUGAUUGCUACAGUUGAGUGCAAAAGUUUGCACACUUGUACUAUGAAGAAUUAGGUUUUUAAGCUGUACUUUCUUUUACAAGUAACAGAAAUUGUCAAAAAGUAUAUGAACACAUACAAAAAUGAUAAGCUCAAGAUAAGCUCAAGGGGAAAAAAUACUCAAAUGUUUUCUUUCCUGAUACUUGGCACUACCAAUCCUGUCAGUUGAGGAUUCCACCAGUGUCUUCAGAUACUUCCUGUCCACUCUUCCACAUGGCUGCAGUUCACCUGGUUUUUUGGCUUGUUUUUUUUUUUGGCUUCCUUUAUAUACUUUAUGCACUUUUAUAUCUCUUUGUCCCUUUCUCCAUCAGUAUUUUCUGUGGUCUGCUGAGUUGUUAUCUCUGUGAAUAAUCUCAUCUGGAUACUGUACAUUUGUACCUAAGAGCUGCUGCUGUAAAUUAUAAACUGUCCUGACUGUCCUGUGUUCAUUCCAGGAUGCUCAUCCUGUAAACACACUUAGCACUGUUUAGUAAUCAUAACUUCUCAGGGAAUGUGAUUUGAAUUGAUGAAACAUUUGUUGAUUGUGUUAAGUCAUCAAAUAUCUCGAUGGAGUGCAUUUAAAUAGAGCAGGUCAACAAGACUCAGACUUUUCAUCUUGCUAAUAAACCUAACUCCUGUAAUAUUUGUGCUGUAUGGUGUAACUGUUCAAAAACACAAUCUGCUUUUGAGAAAUUCUUGGGGA